CGGUGGGCUGUGUCACGACCCGAGGUGAGCACGUCUCGCUGGGUUUUCCGUGGCGAGCUGUCUCGGUGCUCGGAAGAAGUUGCCACAGGACGAAAGGCAGGCUCCAGAGUCAGCAUGAACUGAAAGCAGGAAAAAAAACGGUUUGGAAGCGUACUCAGCCCCCUGCCACCCUCCGCAUCUCUCUCACCCUGGUCCUGGUUUGACAUAAGAGUGAGAUUCACCAGACUCCUCUAAGAUGUCUUACAGGAAAGAACUGGAAAAAUACCGAGACCUGGAUGAAGAGGAGAUCCUUGCAGCUCUGACAGAGGAGGAGCUCACCAAGUUAGAGAAUGAGCUGGAAGAGCUGGAUCCGGAUAAUGCAUUGCUGCCAGCUGGCCUCAGGCAGCGGGAUCAGACCCAAAAGCCACCAACUGGUCCAUUCAAGAGAGAGGAACUCAUGGCUCACCUAGAAAAGCAGGCAAAGGAUGUUAAAGACAGAGAAGACUUGGUUCCUUUCACUGGUGAAAAGAGAGGAAAAAUUUGGAUCCCCAAGCAGAAGCCAAUGGAUCCUGUUUUGGAAAGUGUGACUCUGGAGCCGGAACUGGAGGAAGCCCUUGCUAAUGCCUCUGAUGCAGAGCUCUGUGACAUUGCUGCCAUCCUUGGUAUGCACACCUUGAUGAGCAACCAGCAGUACUAUGAGGCACUGGGGAGCAGCACCAUUGUCAACAAAGAAGGGCUCAACAGUGUGAUUAAACCCACACAGUACAAACCAGUUCCAGAUGAGGAACCAAACUCAACUGAUGUGGAGGAAACUCUGAAACGAAUACAGAGCAAUGACCCUGACCUUGAAGAAGUCAACCUUAAUAAUAUCAUGAAUAUUCCCAUACCAACUUUGAAAGCAUUUGCAGAAGCACUGAAAAACAACACCUAUGUGAAGAAGUUCAGUAUAGUGGGGACACGGAGCAAUGACCCUGUUGCUUUUGCACUGGCAGAAAUGUUGAAGGUCAAUAAUACAUUGAAGAGCCUGAAUGUGGAGUCCAACUUCAUUUCUGGGUCGGGGAUCCUGGCUGUGGUUGAAGCUCUCCAGGCCAACACGUCACUAGUAGAGUUGCGCAUCGACAACCAGAGCCAGCCCUUGGGCAACCAAGUGGAAAUGGAGAUAGCAAACAUGUUGGAGAAGAACACCACCCUGCUGAAGUUUGGGUACCAUUUUACACAGCAAGGCCCCCGGCUCCGUGCCUCCAAUGCCAUGAUGAAUAACAAUGACCUAGUGAGGAAGAGGAGACUUGCAGAACUGAAUGGGCCUAUUUUCCCCAAGUGCAGAACUGGAGUCUAGCUGCUGGCCAUGGUGUGUGUUGGGGUAAUUUCCAGUGAUCUGUGUGCUGCACUGUGGAAAUCCAGAGGCAGUAAGUGCCUUGACAAGAGUAUUUGUGGUGCCUCCAUUCUGUUUGAUGCACUAAGGGUUGUUUAAAUUAACUAGUGGCUGUAGCUGAGGAUUUUAUCCAGUAGAAGUUGUAGAGUUGGAAACUAUUCAAGCCAGUAACUACCUGCCCGUUUUAGAAUACAUCCCAGUGUAAAAUUGACUUCAUUAACCUGGGACCUUUUUUUCUAUACACUUCCUGCAGUUAGGAUGUGGUCUGCACAAGUGAGUGAAAAAUAGCAACUGUUCCACAUAAAUUAGAGAAGUGUUUAAAAAUUUUUAAAAAAGGUUUUCUUUUUUUUCUUUUCCUCCUUCAAAUUGGUCUCAACUAACUUAGAGGAACACCUACUUUAACAAGCACUUCUACUACCUGGAAACAUGGUGAUUUCAGUAACUGUGAAUUACAAUCAUUAUUAUUAUUGCUUGUUGGUUGGUUUUGGUGGGUUUCGAUUUUUGUUCUUGUUUAAACCAACAUUUGCUGAGUCACUCACUUAGUUGGGGAUACUGUUUCAGAAGCAUCCUUGUGUCUGUUAAAAAAAAAAAAAAAAAAAAAAAACAAGAGCAAACAAAAACCUCAUCUCCACUCCCUGAUGACGUGGAACUUAAGGCCACCAAUUAUAAAGCAGAGUCUGAAAAGUUGAGAGGUUUAGGAUGGGUUAACAUCUCCUCUGCCUGAGGCAUGCUGGAGGAAAAAUAGUGACCUUCAGAGAUGUGAUGCAAAUCCUGACCCCACAGAGAUGGCCAAACUCAUUGGCAAAAGAGAAACCUCUUAGCCCCCCACUCCCUUCAGUCUCCUGAUGUUAAAAGCAUUUGUGCCCAGAUACUCACUGGAAGCAAGUCAAGUUCUCUCUCUUCACUGUUUUGUCUAGAUAACCAAGCCCAUUAAUUAAAUCCUGUUCAAAUGGGGAUUGUUCCUUUUACUGCUUGUCCCUGAGGUCUGCAGAACAGCCAACAAUAAAUGUUGUGCCCUAGAAAAGCUGUGAAGGGAAAUAGCCUCAACUGGCACAGCCUGACAGGGUUUUGUCAGACAGCCUUCUGAGAGGGACUCUCCACAGGCUUGUUUAGCUCCCAGACAUGCAGUGGAUUGGACCCAGCACUAUUCCAUACAGAAUUCCCAGUAUUAACACCCAGUUGGUGGGAUCAUGCUGGAUAGGAAGACUAUUCUAGCAGCACUGCUGUACUGAAGCCAGAUUCUUGGCCUGAUGACAACAUGGCCCAGAUAAUGGUCUCACUUGCUAAAAUCCUCUUCAGAGUGAAAUUUUUCAGGCUUUUCACAUAUAUCCCAGGUAAAGUCCCACAGAUUUCUUAAGAGCUUGUACACAAAAGCCACUCCAUAAUUUAGCUCAGACCAAGGAAAGCAGAGAAACAUUACUUUCAGUCAUGUGUGAAACAUGUUUGUUGCUCUUCAAAUCUUAAUAAAUGAGCCAGUGGUGUCAAAUAAAA
Messenger RNA from Pogoniulus pusillus (Red-fronted tinkerbird), 2842 nucleotides. RefSeq names its product tropomodulin 1 (gene TMOD1). Gene Ontology annotation, biological process: muscle contraction; pointed-end actin filament capping; actin filament organization. Gene Ontology annotation, molecular function: tropomyosin binding. Gene Ontology annotation, cellular component: myofibril; striated muscle thin filament; cytoskeleton. The transcript has 10 exons. The coding region runs from base 236 to 1315 and encodes 359 amino acids. The record is from RefSeq and is a predicted model, not a curated record. NCBI's taxonomy places the organism in Eukaryota, Metazoa, Chordata, Aves, Piciformes, Lybiidae.